Messenger RNA from Cynoglossus semilaevis (tongue sole), 1741 nucleotides. Its product is annotated as phospholipid phosphatase 2. Lineage: Eukaryota; Metazoa; Chordata; Actinopteri; Pleuronectiformes; Cynoglossidae. Gene Ontology annotation, biological process: phospholipid metabolic process; signal transduction; phospholipid dephosphorylation. Gene Ontology annotation, cellular component: plasma membrane. The coding region runs from base 170 to 1039 and encodes 289 amino acids. The transcript is spliced from 7 exons. Gene Ontology annotation, molecular function: phosphatidate phosphatase activity. The record is from RefSeq and is a predicted model, not a curated record.
GGCAGGGACUUAUAACAAUCAACACCAGCAGCGGCGGGCUGUGGAUGUCACACGUGAAAACGGAUGGGAACCACAUUGAUUGGGUAACCAGACGAAUCGCAACACCGGACUACUCCUCACCUGAUAGAGCGGCGCAGACACGCAGUGAAACGUCAUCGCAGGAGUAAACAUGAGCUGGCAGGGAAAGAAGGUGAUCCUGGUCGUGGUGGAUAUUCUCUCCGUCUUUGUGGCGGCGCUGCCGUCAGCCAUCCUGACACUGACCUUCAAGCCUUUCCAGAGAGGAAUCGACUGCGAUGACAAGAGCAUCGCAUUACCAUAUCGAAAGGACACCAUAUCCCAUGGGACCAUGGCUGCAGUCACCAUCUCCAGCUCCAUUAUCAUAAUCACGUCUGGAGAAGCUUAUCUGGUUCACACCAAACGGCUCCACUCCAACUCCCACUUUAACCAGUACCUGUCCGCUCUCUACAAAGUGGUAGGCACCUACCUGUUUGGAGCGGCUGUCAGUCAGUCCCUGACCGACCUGGCCAAGUUCACCAUCGGUCGUCCACGCCCGAACUUUUUAGCCGUGUGCAAACCAGACAGCUGUAAUGGUUACAUGUUAAAUAUCAGCUGUACGGGGAAUCCUCGCGACGUGACGGAAUCCAGGCUGUCCUUCUACUCCGGCCACUCGUCAUUCGGGAUGUACUGUAUGCUCUUUUUGGCGCUCUACAUCCAGGCUCGGAUGCGAGGGAAGUGGACACGACUUGUUAGACCGACCAUCCAGUUCUUCCUGGUGGCGUUUGCUGUAUACGUGGGAUUUACACGGGUUUCUGACAACAAACACCACUGGAGUGACGUACUGGUGGGAUUGCUGCAGGGGGCGCUCAUCGCUACCCUCAAUGUCCGAUACGUGUCCGACUUCUUUAAGCAGCGAUCUGCGCCCUGCACGCCAUCGGACGUCCCUGAGAUCCAGUGCCUGGAGCGCAAACCUAACCCUAACCCUCAGCCCAGGCCGGAGCGUCAGCACGGGAACCUCUACAACCUCUCCAGAGCUGUUUAGAUGACAGUCACUGCUGCUGCUGCUGCUCUGUAUUACCCUGCUGCUUCGCCCGUACCACCCGAGGUCAUGUGACCAAACAUUAAGACACUGCAAUAACCACUAGCUGGACUUUCACGCCAGACAUUUCUCUUUUAUGGAAUUCUGCAACAAGAAAACACCCCGGAACAACAAAGAAGUGAUCUGUGUAAGGGGUGUGGAGUGAGUUUUGUGCAGAUGUGUGUAUGUUCAUAUAUACUGAAUACAGUAGAAAUAUGUGUAUUUUUAAAUUUUCUUUUUUCUAUUUUGAGUCCAGGAGAAGGAAGUAAAAGAGGUUACAGGAGAUUUUAAGAAUUUGGCAAUAUAAAAAAAAAAGACAAAAACAUAAGGACUGCAUGUUGUCAAAGUUGUUUUGUUUUUUUCUUUAAGUUUACUUACACUGGAGCAUUGCUUCUAUAAUGUCUGUUCUGUCCACAGUCAGCGGCUAGUUUUGUUUAGGUACAGCUUCCAAAUGCUGUCUGGAUUACACCUACGUACCAUUGGGAACCUAAUAUUCUGGCCGCUAUUUUUUUUUUUAAGAUCUGUCUCUAACACAAAUGUAUAGUCCUAACAUAUUUUUUACUAUUGUGUUUAUAACUAGUUUGUGUAAUAAAUUUGUGCCUUUAGAGAAUGUUAUUACCACUUUGUCAUGUGAUGGUGAUGUUACAGUAAACACUUUUGAAGAGG